This is a messenger RNA of Penicillium macrosclerotiorum, 1596 nucleotides long. RefSeq names its product sugar porter family MFS transporter. Gene Ontology annotation, molecular function: carbohydrate:proton symporter activity. Lineage: Eukaryota; Fungi; Ascomycota; Eurotiomycetes; Eurotiales; Aspergillaceae. The coding region runs from base 1 to 1596 and encodes 531 amino acids. The transcript is spliced from 8 exons. The record is from RefSeq and is a predicted model, not a curated record. Gene Ontology annotation, cellular component: membrane. Gene Ontology annotation, biological process: transmembrane transport; carbohydrate transport.
AUGUCGUGGCUACUACAAAAGAUUGUUCGCAAUGAUGCGAUGAGAACUGACCCCAAGGAAAUCUACGGAUGGAGGGUUUAUAUGUUAGCCUGCUCGGCGUGCUUUGGAGGAAUGCUAUUCGGCAUGGACUCCGGUAUCAUUGGUGGAGUACUCACUAUGCCUCCCUUUCAAUCCACUUAUGGCCUGACAAACCUUAGCUCUACUGCUCAGGCCAAUCUGUCUGCCAAUAUUGUUUCUACGCUGCAGGCUGGGUGCUUUUUUGGGGCUCUCAUAGCCUCUCCAGUCGCAGAUCGAUGGGGAAGAAGAAAAGCUUUAAUUGGGGCUGCAUUGACUGGAGUGAUUGGAGUUGUUAUUCAAACUGCAGCCAGUGGACAUCUCGAGGCCAUGUAUAUCGGACGUCUCAUUACCGGCUUUGGAGUCGGAGCUGCUUCGAUGAUUAACCCUCUCUACGUUUCAGAGAAUGCACCUCGCGCCAUUCGGGGCGGCCUCACCGGUCUCUACCAGCUCUUUAUUACAAUGGGUAUUAUGCUGGCAUUCUGGAUCAACUAUGGCUCUUUGUUACAUCUGGACGGCUCAACAAUGUAUCUCGUUCCUUUAGCUAUGCAAGGCUUGCCGGCGGUACUUCUCUUCGUCGGCAUGCUUCUUUGCAAUGAAUCCCCUCGGUGGCUAGCCAAGCAGGAUCGAUGGGAAGAGGCACGAGCGACUCUGUCCAAAGUUCGGGCACUUCCGUCGGAUCACCCCUAUGUGGAGGAAGAGUUCCAAGCUAUUGCCGCACAACUGGAACAAGAACGAGCCCUUAUAGGAGGCUCCGGAUUCUGGGAUCUCAUGAGAGAGAUGUGGUUUAUUCCGGGAAACCGAAAGCGUGCUCUAAUCUCGAUCUUCUUGAUGGUUUGCCAGCAAAUGACGGGAACCAAUGCCAUUAAUUAUUACAGUCCACAAAUAUUUAAAAACCUCGGUGUUGAGGGAAACGCAACAAACCUUUUCGCAACAGGGGUGUACGGUAUCGUCAAAAUGGUCAGCUGUGGGGUCUUCCUCAUCUUUGUCGCUGACUCCCUUGGUCGUCGUCGCUCGCUACUCUGGACAUCUAUCGCACAGGGUCUAGCAAUGCUCUACAUUGGCUUGUACGUUCGCAUUGCGCCGCCCGUCAAGGGGGCACCUGUUAUCCCCGCCGGCUAUGUCGCUCUUGUCUGCAUUUUCCUGUUUGCAGCUUUCUUCCAAUUCGGAUGGGGGCCUGUUUGCUGGAUUUAUGUUUCUGAGAUUCCAAGUGCCCGGCUGCGUUCUAUGAAUGUUGCCUUUGGAGCAGCCACGCAAUGGUUGUUUAAUUUUGUUGUUGCGAGGGCGGUUCCCGUCAUGUUGACUACGGUUGGGUCCAAUGGCUAUGGAACUUAUAUUAUAUUCGCGUGUUUCUGCUUUUCCAUGUGCGUUUUUGUCUGGUUCUUCAUUCCCGAGACAAAGGGACUGUCUCUUGAGAAGAUGGACGACCUGUUUGGUGUCACCGAGUUGGUCCAGCGGAAACUUGAGGAUCCAGAGCACCAUAUCGGCGCUGAGGAUGCAGGCAAAGCGACCGAGUCCCGAGUCGAACGAGUCGCUCCUUAG